CUUCCCAAGGGUUUUAAAUCACAGGUCAAGAACAAUCUGAACCCAACCAUGGCGGCUGCAGUAGAGUCCGUGCAGUGCUUUGGCAGGAAGAAGACAGCUGUCGCCGUGACCCAUUGCAAGCGAGGACGCGGCCUCAUCAAGAUCAAUGGAUGCCCGAUCGAGCUGGUGGAGCCGGAGAUCCUCCGCUUCAAGGCCUAUGAGCCGAUCCUGCUACUCGGACGGCAUCGUUUUGCAGGAGUAGACAUGAGGAUCCGUGUCAACGGAGGUGGUCAAACCUCUCAGAUCUACGCGAUCCGUCAGAGCAUCGCAAGGGCUUUGGUAGCAUUCUAUCAGAAGUACGUAGACGAGCAGAGCAAGAAGGAAAUCAAGGACAUAUUGGGCAGGUAUGACAGGACCCUACUCGCCUCUGACCCAAGACGGUGCGAGCCAAAGAAGUUCGGAGGUCGUGGCGCCAGGGCCAGAUUCCAGAAAUCUUACCGUUAGAGAGGGACUUGAGAGGUUUUGUCAUGUUUCAUUGGUUUAGAUCGUUCGGUUGUUUGCCUAAGAUGUUGUGAUCAAAGACUUUUGUUUCAUUCCGAUUGUAGUUAGGGUUUUUUGGUUAUGAACUCUGUUGUGGAUGAUGGAUUUGAUGUUUCAAAUGAAUGUUAAUUUCAUUUGAUUUGAUUAAGGUUAAUUGGGCAUUAGCUAAUUUGAUUAAAGAUUUUCUA
This is a messenger RNA of Tripterygium wilfordii, 707 nucleotides long. Its product is annotated as 40S ribosomal protein S16. Gene Ontology annotation, biological process: maturation of SSU-rRNA from tricistronic rRNA transcript (SSU-rRNA, 5.8S rRNA, LSU-rRNA); translation. Gene Ontology annotation, molecular function: structural constituent of ribosome; RNA binding. The record is from RefSeq and is a predicted model, not a curated record. Lineage: Eukaryota; Viridiplantae; Streptophyta; Magnoliopsida; Celastrales; Celastraceae. The transcript has a single exon. Gene Ontology annotation, cellular component: ribosome; cytosolic small ribosomal subunit. The coding region runs from base 49 to 483 and encodes 144 amino acids.